GCCAAUUGAUAGAAAAGUUCUCUGGAUAGUAAAUUUUUGACAGCUAUGAGGUGAAUAAAAAUGUUUGAUACGGCAGGGCUAGUGAAAAAUUUGACAGCAAGCAUUAUCAAGAAGAAGAACGAACAACGCACGUAUACACAUAAAUUAAAGAAAACAAAAGCGAGUGGAAAUAACAGAAAAUGGUCCCGCCGGCAAAAAAAAUAAAGAAAAGCUAUAUAACUUGGAGCAGUUCAGAACGCAGAAUCCUUCUGGAAAGGCGAAUUGACAAGGAUGUUUGGUUCAGCUCAAAGAACGCCAACAGCAACGAAGGCUGGAAGUGAAAAAAUCGCGAAUGAGCUGAAGGAUCGCCUGGACGGUAAAAGUGCUGAAGCAUGUAAAGCACAAUGGAAUGCGUUGAUGAAAAAAUAUAAAAGCUUUUUCAAAUACCGCUCGGGCGAUGGAACAGGUGAAGAGGCGACUGCUGAAGAGGCGAAAGAUUGGGAGUUUUUUGAGUGCAUCCACUCAUAUGCUUCCAAGAAAGAUAAUUUUCACCCUCCAUUUUUAAUUGAUAGCGGCGAUGGUGAGGUGUCGAUGCAGCCAAGGAGAGAGGAAAACGCCACAUUUGUCUCGGCACUGCAGCCGGUUGAGUCCUUGACAAAUUCGCAGUCGACGUCUAGCGAAGAGUCGAGACAGAGUCCACUGCCAUCAACAUCCCGGCGCUCUGCAGCACAAAAUGGCGUUAAGCAACUAGAACGCCACAUUUAUAAAAGGGAUAAAAAAAUCAAUAAAAAAAUAUCAACGCUUUUGGCUGUAAUUGGGCAAAUGGUGCAGGCGGACUAUCCGCACAUCGACGCAUCAGCGCUGCUCUUGACCUCAGACUCGGAUUCUGAGUAGUCCGUGCCAUUAGGAAAUAUUUUUAACUGAAUUUUUUUAUUUUAUCUUUUUUAUGUAAAUAUUUUUUUGGUAGAAGUGUAGUAUUUAAUUUUUUGUUUUGUUUGUUGCUUGAAUUCACUUUAAUUUAUUAUUUUUAUACAACAUGUACCUCUAGGUAUAAGAAAAACCAGUACAAUAAGUAAUGUGAUGAAUUUUUUUAGUUUAAGAUAUAUUACUCUUUUUAAAAACUAGUAGGCUUAGUAACAAAAUGGAUCUCCAUAUAUGAUUUUCUUUUUAUUGUGAUGGUAUUGAAUACCACUUUAUAUUUUUAAGUAAAUGUAAAUAAGACU
Molecule: messenger RNA, 1202 nt
Organism: Rhagoletis pomonella (apple maggot)
Lineage: Eukaryota; Metazoa; Arthropoda; Insecta; Diptera; Tephritidae
Exons: 3
Coding region: 271-873 (200 amino acids)
Source: RefSeq, a predicted model, not a curated record